Molecule: messenger RNA, 480 nt
Organism: Erythranthe guttata (spotted monkey flower)
Lineage: Eukaryota; Viridiplantae; Streptophyta; Magnoliopsida; Lamiales; Phrymaceae
Source: RefSeq, a predicted model, not a curated record
AUGGAUUACGCAGAGUCGAAGUUAUUAGAUCCACUGGAAACAAAUCUCUCCGAUCUUCCACCGGAAUCCUUCUGGGUUCCAAUCGAAAACGAGCAAGACUGGUUCGAUCGGAAUGCGGUAAUGCUGCAGCGCAAAACUUCAUUGAAGCUCGGCUUCAACCGCACCUUCACCUCCAUUUCUUCUCAUCGCUCCUCCGACGCCCCCAAAUCAGCCAGACCAUCAGUUUUUGGGCUACCCAAGUCCCAGAAACCCUCAGGGCUCGACGGAGCUCCGCCGGAGAAGAAGCCCGGCGGUUUUUUGUUCAGAAGCCGGUCCGAACCGGGCUGGAAGUCCAUGGUGCUUCUAGCUGAACCGGUUUCUCCACGGGUCUCUUGCACUGGGCGGGUCCGGUUCAAGACUGCCGACGGUAGGAAAACCCGGUUCUCGAGGCUUUUCAGUUCAUUAUUCAGAACCCGGUCUCAGAAAAAUCGGGAAGCGUGA